AUGCCUUCCGUUGUGUCCGACGCCGAAUCAGCUGAGGACUUCGAUUUCACUUGGACUAUCAUAUCGGUAUUCCUCCCGAUUUUACCACCUAAGAUCAAGUCUGUUUCCAUCGAGGAGCGCCGUGACUACGAGGCCAAGCUACACAAUCGGUGCCGAGUGACCGGAGAGAAGUUUGAAGCGGUGGUGAAGCACAUCCGAGAUUCUUUUGAUGCCGACCUCCUCAAGGUGUUUUGCGAGUUGCAGCUGAACGAGGACGUCGUCGAUAUGACGGAGGCGCUGUCUGACAUCAAGUGCCUAUUCAAGAAGGAGCUCAAGAUGAAUCUGGCGGAGAGCGACUGCAUCCGCUAUACGCAUCCUGAAGCUGAGAAAGACUCCAAGGUGUUGUUCCGGCUCAUCGUGGAGAAAGCGACCGAGCUGGAGCGCCAGCACAUCCGUCUUAAGUGUCAGAGACGUGAGGCCUGGAGUGGCGAAGCGAAGCCCAAGGACAAGCAUACGUUUAAGUCGAAGAACAAAAGAUACCAAACUCAGACUGCGGCUAAGUCUGACCAGAAAGCUAGCGCCGGGUCAAACCCGAAGCCCAAGUCCUCGAACAAGCCAAGCCCACCGCCAGGACCCUGUCCUAAGUGCGAUGAGAUGCACUGGCUACGGGAAUGUCCUGUAGCGACCGAAGUGGAGAAAGCUGAGCCGUUGAAACAUUUUCGCAAUGGACGGAAGUCCAAGAAGGCAAAGACCAAGCGACUUGGUUAA
Messenger RNA from Phytophthora infestans T30-4, 747 nucleotides. RefSeq lists its product as uncharacterized. The transcript has 4 exons. Lineage: Eukaryota; Oomycota; Peronosporomycetes; Peronosporales; Peronosporaceae. The coding region runs from base 1 to 747 and encodes 248 amino acids. The record is from RefSeq and is a predicted model, not a curated record.